CGCCCACCUGAGCCCGCCGCGCCCACCUGAGCCCGCCGCCCGUGCGCCGGCGCCAUGGCGGAGCAGGAGAGCCUGGAGUUCGGCAAGGCGGACUUCGUGUUGAUGGACACCGUCUCCAUGCCCGAGUUCAUGGCCAACCUCAAGCUCAGAUUUGAGAAAGGACGCAUCUAUACAUUUAUUGGAGAAGUCGUUGUCUCUGUGAAUCCUUACAAGUUGCUGAACAUCUAUGGGAGGGACACAAUUGAGCAGUACAAAGGGCGUGAGCUGUAUGAGAGACCACCUCAUCUCUUCGCUAUUGCUGAUGCUGCAUACAAGGCUAUGAAGAGGCGAUCAAAAGACACCUGUAUUGUUAUAUCAGGGGAAAGUGGAGCUGGUAAAACGGAAGCCAGUAAGUACAUUAUGCAGUACAUUGCGGCCAUCACCAACCCUAGCCAGAGAGCAGAGGUGGAAAGAGUGAAGAAUAUGUUGCUUAAGUCCAACUGUGUUUUGGAAGCUUUUGGAAAUGCCAAAACCAAUCGUAAUGACAACUCAAGCAGGUUUGGAAAAUACAUGGAUAUCAACUUUGACUUCAAAGGAGAUCCUAUUGGUGGACAUAUCAAUAACUACUUACUGGAGAAGUCUCGAGUGAUUGUGCAACAGCCAGGGGAAAGAAGCUUUCAUUCUUUCUAUCAGCUGCUCCAAGGAGGUUCAGAGCAGAUACUACGUUCUCUACAUCUCCAGAAAUCCCUUUCAUCCUACAACUAUAUCCAUGUCGGAGCUCAAUUAAAGUGUUCUAUCAAUGAUGCUGCAGAAUUCAAAGUAGUAGCUGAUGCCAUGAAAGUAAUUGGCUUCAAACCUGAGGAGAUCCAAACAGUAUAUAAAAUUUUGGCUGCUAUUCUUCACUUGGGAAAUUUAAAAUUUAUAGUAGAUGGUGACACGCCUCUUAUUGAGAAUGGCAAGGUUGUAUCCAUCAUAGCAGAAUUGCUCUCUACUAAGACAGACAUGGUUGAGAAAGCCCUUCUCUUCCGGACUGUGGCCACAGGCCGCGACAUUAUCGACAAGCAGCACACAGAACAGGAAGCUAGCUACGGGAGAGAUGCCUUUGCCAAGGCGAUAUAUGAACGCCUUUUUUGUUGGAUCGUCACUCGCAUCAAUGAUGUUAUUGAGGUCAAGAACUAUGACACCACAAUCCAUGGGAAAAACACUGUGAUUGGUGUCUUGGAUAUCUAUGGCUUUGAAAUCUUCGACAACAAUAGCUUUGAACAGUUCUGCAUCAAUUACUGCAAUGAGAAACUGCAGCAGCUGUUCAUUCAGCUGGUCCUGAAGCAGGAACAAGAGGAGUACCAGCGGGAGGGCAUCCCAUGGAAGCACAUUGAUUACUUCAACAACCAGAUCAUCGUGGACCUGGUGGAGCAGCAGCACAAGGGCAUCAUCGCAAUCCUAGAUGACGCCUGCAUGAAUGUUGGCAAAGUCACCGAUGAAAUGUUCCUGGAAGCACUGAACAGUAAACUGGGCAAACAUGUCCAUUUUUCCAGCCGAAAGCUCUGUGCCUCAGACAAAAUCCUGGAGUUUGAUCGAGAUUUUCGAAUCCGGCAUUACGCAGGUGAUGUGGUAUAUUCUGUCAUUGGUUUUAUUGACAAAAAUAGAGACACUUUAUUUCAAGAUUUCAAGCGCCUCAUGUAUAACAGUUCAAAUCCUGUGCUGAAGAAUAUGUGGCCUGAAGGUAAACUGAGCAUUACAGAGGUGACCAAGCGGCCCCUGACCGCUGCCACCUUGUUCAAGAAUUCCAUGAUUGCUCUAGUGGACAAUCUUGCAUCGAAGGAACCAUAUUAUGUACGUUGCAUCAAACCCAAUGACAAAAAGUCCCCACAGAUAUUUGAUGAAGAACGCUGUCGGCAUCAAGUAGAAUACCUUGGGCUCCUGGAAAAUGUGAGAGUCCGUCGGGCAGGGUUUGCCUUCCGCCAGACCUAUGAGAAGUUUCUUCACAGGUAUAAGAUGAUCUCUGAAUUCACCUGGCCCAACCAUGACCUUCCUUCAGACAAAGAAGCUGUCAAGAAGCUGAUAAACCAAUGUGGUUUUCAGGAUGAUGUAGCUUAUGGGAAGACCAAAAUUUUCAUCCGAACACCCCGUACGUUGUUUACCUUGGAAGAACUCCGUGCUCAGAUGCUUGUAAGGAUUGUCCUCUUCCUCCAAAAGGUGUGGCGGGGCACGCUGGCCCGCAUGCGGUACAAGAGGACAAAAGCUGCCCUGACCAUAAUCAGGUACUACCGGCGCUACAAAGUGAAGUCGUACCUCAAGGAGGUGGCCAGACGCUUCCAGGGCGUCAAGACGAUGAAAGACUAUGGGAAGCACGUGAAGUGGCCCACCCCUCCUAAAGUGCUGCGUCGCUUUGAGGAGGCCCUACAGGCAAUUUUCAAUAGAUGGAGAGCAUCCCAGCUCAUCAAGAGCAUACCUGCUUCCGACCUGCCCCAGGUCAGAGCAAAGGUUGCAGCCGUGGAAAUGCUGAAGGGUCAAAGGGCUGACCUGGGGCUCCAGAGGGCCUGGGAGGGCAACUAUCUUGCUUCGAAGCCAGACACACCUCAGACCUCAGGCACCUUUGUCCCCGUUGCUAAUGAACUGAAACGGAAGGACAAAUACAUGAAUGUCCUCUUUUCCUGUCAUGUCCGUAAGGUGAAUCGAUUUAGUAAGGUGGAAGACAGAGCAAUUUUUGUCACUGACCGUCACCUGUACAAAAUGGAUCCCACUAAACAGUACAAAGUGAUGAAGACUAUCCCCCUGUACAAUUUGACUGGUCUGAGCGUCUCCAAUGGAAAGGACCAACUUGUCGUGUUCCAUACGAAAGAUAACAAAGACCUCAUUGUCUGCCUCUUCAGCAAGCAGCCCACCCAUGAGAGUCGAAUUGGAGAACUUGUUGGAGUCCUGGUGAAUCAUUUCAAGAGUGAGAAGCGUCACCUUCAAGUGAACGUCACCAACCCCGUGCAGUGCAGCCUCCAUGGGAAGAAGUGCACCGUCUCCGUGGAGACGCGGCUCAACCAGCCGGAGCCUGACUUCACCAAGAACCGCUCGGGCUUCAUCCUCAGUGUGCCGGGCAACUGACCCUCGGAGUGAGAUGGGCCGGGACGGGGGGCUGGACCCGGGACGAAGCUGCCGUGGGGCUCAGCCUCCCUCAGCAUCGUAGGUUCCAGCCUAAUUGCUGCAGCCCUGCUAGUGCCGCUCGAUAUCAGCUUGCAAGCUCCCCGCCAGGCGGGCCCCUCCGCUGCGUCCCUGCGGCCGCUGCCCUCGAGGUGGUCCUGCUGCCUUUCUGCCUUGGUCUCCAUCUUCUGCUGUCUCAGCUUUCCGCGGUCCCUGCUCAGUAAACCAAAGGCCCUGGAGCCCCGCCCCAGACCCCUGGGCCAGCAGCCAGCCCACAUCUCGCCUCAGAGGCCCCUGGGUGACCCUUUAGCCUGCAGCGGCCCGAGACAAGGACCGGCCGCUGACCCCAGGAGAGGAACAGGGCAGGGAGCCCAGGAUGCAGUUUCCCCAGCCAAAGACACGCUCCCCCGAGGACGGGGAGGUCUCGGGGGCGAAGGCCUGCUCUCGUCCGGAAGCGAUCACCCUCAGGGCCUGGCCCGGAGCUCCCCGCAGACCCCCAGCCCCCAGCAGCCAGCCAAAGCCGCCAGGUGAGCAGGUCCACCUGUAGCACCAGCCCCUCGGCCACGCCCAGCUGGGCAGCCUCUUUCCCGGAGCCCCCUGCCUCUGGCAGACUCCCCUGGCCACCAGGGCCGGGCCCAGGCCUUCCGGCCGCCUCUGCCAAGAAGCAGUGUGCGGAGGGGCGGCCGGCCACCGUCUCGGCCGCAGCCCCAGCUGCAGUCGCCUCACGCUCGUUUCUGCAGCGCUCUGGUUGCCAGUCAGAUAAUGUGCACCCUUCCUAAGAAAACGCGGGGGAGCGCUGGCGACUGCCACCUCCCUGCCGCAGGGCCCCCUGGGUCUCCCAGUCACUGGGAGAGCGAGGGCCGGCCGCAAACCGCGUGGGGUCCUGGCACUGCAGGCCAGGCCAGGGCGCCCGGCGCCCGCAGGCCCCUCCGGGGAGAGCUGCCGUCUUGUGCCCCGCACCGAGUGCCUGCGCUUCAGAGGCCCCGAGACCUCCGGCCUCCGCUGCGGAGCGGGUGCUGCGGCCUGCGGGCAGCCAGGCCGUGGGCGGGGAGCCCUGGGAGGAGAGCCUGGGAGCAGGCACCCGAUGUUCUAAGCGGGUGCGAGGAGCCCACACCUCAGGAGGAGCUGGCGGGGGCACAAAAGGGACAGACUGAAGUUUUCUCCGCUUUCUGCCACGAACGCUGCCUCGCGCCCGCUCCUUCCGCCCCGACCCAGCGGAACCCCCGGGGCUCGCCCGGGGCGGAUGUGGUCACGGCUGCGCACGGUGGUCCCAGCAGCCUGGUCUCAUGCCCUCCCCUCCCCGGGCUUGGUACUAUGUGCAAUCUGCAACGCAGAGUCCCACUGGCGCCCUGCCCCUGGGACCCCUCUCACCCUCAGGCCUGGCCAGCUGCCCGCACGGGGAGAGGCGCCCAGUGUUGCCAAUCGCCGCUAGCGCUAGCGGAGCCGUCUAACUGGAACCGCGCCUGUCCCUUCCGCCCCGCUCCCCGGACGCGCUUCGCACUAGGCACACGCAGAUACAUGCUUUAAGCCCCCGACAGACCAUGCCAAAUGAGCUGCCUGUCAGCCUAGCGAGGAACGAAGACCGUGGACUCCUCUGCCCCCCCUGGGGUUCAGCCCGUGGCCGGCCCCACAGCGGUGCCAGGGCCUGUCGCCAGGGCCAGAGGGCUGUGGCUGUCCGCAAGCACUUCUUCAUGGCACACUCGAAGCGGCCACCGCGCGUGGCAGGGGAGAGGACGGCGAGGUUAGGGUGUGCUUGGUCCUGAGAAUGCUUCGGGGUGCAGAGGGGACGGGCAGUGAUUGUAAGCAAUGAAGCGGUUUCUCUUGUUUUAAUUAAAUGUAGUUUUAUGGUUUGGUGCAUAUAUUCCUAUUUUCCAUUAAAUUAACUUUAUUUCUAAAGCAUAUUUUGAUUUACCAUCCAGAGCAAUAAAGCAUUAAAUCUUA
Chinchilla lanigera (long-tailed chinchilla) is the source of this 5052-nucleotide messenger RNA. RefSeq names its product myosin ID (gene Myo1d). Gene Ontology annotation, molecular function: microfilament motor activity; ATP binding; actin filament binding. The record is from RefSeq and is a predicted model, not a curated record. Gene Ontology annotation, biological process: actin filament organization; vesicle transport along actin filament. NCBI's taxonomy places the organism in Eukaryota, Metazoa, Chordata, Mammalia, Rodentia, Chinchillidae. Gene Ontology annotation, cellular component: myosin complex; actin cytoskeleton; microvillus.